Messenger RNA from Caenorhabditis elegans, 1264 nucleotides. It is a transcript of the gene fbxb-88, whose product is annotated as F-box domain-containing protein. NCBI's taxonomy places the organism in Eukaryota, Metazoa, Nematoda, Chromadorea, Rhabditida, Rhabditidae. Bases 97 to 1188 code for a protein of 363 amino acids. The record is from RefSeq and is marked reviewed. The transcript has 2 exons.
AUUAAGUGCAGGCACAUGAGCAGAGGGUGAACCUUUUCGACAAAUCAAUAAUAUAACGUCUUCUGUCUCUAUUCUAUUUCCUAUUCAUCAGUAAAAAUGGAAGAAUUAAAUGCAUUUCCAAUUCUACAAUUGCCUUCUAGAUCACUUCAAAAAACACUUCGAAUUAUGACACCCUUGAAUCUAUUCACACUCUCGUUCAUCUCCAAGAAAACGAAUAGUUUAAUAGAACGUCUAAACAUAAAAGCCCGUGUUAGUAUAAGAUUGGAUUCCGAAGUAGUAAUCAUUAUUAGAACCGAUGAACACCGUGACAUGAGUAUAUACUUCCUAACUGAUAUAUUUCGUAUACCCGGAGCAUUAAACUAUCAAAGAAUAGGCCCUCCCUUCCAAAAUAUGCCCGGCUUGAUUGAAUUAGUGCUCAGUAAUGACUUCGUACCACUAGAUCAACCCUAUUUACCAGAGGAUGAAUCUUCUUGGGAAAUGCCACAAUUAGGACCUAAAGAGUGUAUUCAUCACAUUUUUAAACUUUUUCAUACAAAUAAGAUAGAUACGAUUUUAUUCUGGCGACAUAACUUUGAUUUUUAUUCGGUGUUUACUGAUUUCAAAGAUUUUGAAAUUGGGGCAAUAAGAAGAUGUUCUCUUAGUUGCCCACCAUUUUCUUCUCAAAGUUUGCCAGACUUAUUAUCACUGACUGAACAGAUCUCAUUUAAUUUCGAUAGUUCGUAUUUCUCAAAAUUAGAGAAAUUUAAAGAAAUUGUAUCAAAAAAUCUGAGUUAUCUUUCUCUAGAAGACUCAAUACCACUCACCGAUUUAUUGAUUUUAAAUUGCAUAUAUUUACAAGUUUUCGGCCCAAUUAGCUCAUUUGAUAUGAAUUUAUUUCUGAAACACUGGAUCAAUGGUUCAAAUUCACAAUUGGAAAGAUUCUCGAUGGAUGUGGCAGGUUCAAAAGAAGAAGGAAUUCAACAAAUAUUAAAACAUAUUGAAUAUGUCACUUCUCCAGACAAUCGAAUACGGAAUUUUAAAACAUCAUUCUUCAAUUCGAUUGUUUACGGAAAUUCAAAAAUGGAGGAAGUCCGAGGAGGAAUGGAUAUUAAACGACUGGAUGGUACAUGUGCAACUCUUACGUUUGAUCAUAAUACACCCGGAGAUCAUUUUGAACGAGUUUAUGUUAAUAUGUUUGUUUGGAUUUAAAAUUACUUUAAAAGAUAUUUAUUUCUUUAUUUUAUUCGAAAGCUUACAUUUUUCUAUUUAAUAAAUAUAUUUUACA